ACUUGUAUCUGAUGAGACUUUGAGAAGGAAGAGAGAGGAGGAAAUGGCAUUGAGGGAGAAAGCCAGAAUUCUACGAGCAGAGGCUGUUACUAAAAGAGAACAAGCUGCUCAUCUUCAACGUGAAGAGGAGAGACUGGGUGCCGAAGCUGAUGAUUUGGAUCGAGAGAUUGUGGAUAUGGAAUGGCAGGAACCCAUGUUGGAACAGAGGAUUGCAGAGGUUGAAUCAAGACAUGAAACAUAUGUCCGGGAAAAUAACGACACUGAAGCAUCAAUCAACAUGUAUAGAGAUGCUUCGAGGUGGAGACGAGAUCAAGAGGCCGGUCUAAGACAAGAGGCUGAGAAUAAGAAAAGAGAGGCUGAGAGGUUGCGUGGUGAGGCUGGGCAAAGCUGCCUUUCUGGAAUAGAUCAUAGAUCUCAUGGAAAUAUGGCACAAGCGAAUCCAAUACUUCGCCAGGUGGAACAGCUGUUGAAUGAGGCAGAAGAGCUUGAUCGACAAGCAAAUGAACACCUGAGGAAUAAUUUCUUUUUACUUAAUUAUAAUAUUUUUACAAUAUUUUUAUUUCCAAGUUAAAUUUUAAGUUUCA
Messenger RNA from Eurytemora carolleeae, 584 nucleotides. RefSeq lists its product as uncharacterized. Lineage: Eukaryota; Metazoa; Arthropoda; Copepoda; Calanoida; Temoridae. The transcript has 9 exons. The record is from RefSeq and is a predicted model, not a curated record. Bases 44 to 571 code for a protein of 175 amino acids.